GGCAGAGGUGCCGGACGGGACUGCGUUGCAUGUUGCAUGGUACAUGCUCUCCGCUGGAUGUGACACACAGUGCCAGCCUUUAGUCUCAUGUUGCUGCUGGCAGAGGUAACGCAGCUUCAGGAAAGGGCAGUGCAGGGGGGUAUAUUAUUCUAAUCCCACAAAACUCCUCCUCUCCCUCCACCCCGGUCACCCCCUCCCCUUUAACAGGUCUGGGGUAUAGAGGGAGCUGUGAGGAGCUGACAGGGACAGGGGGAGAGAGGGAGACAGAGAGUUACAGUCAGACAGAACGACUCUCAAAGUCCUAUCCGAAAAUAAAGACAACAAUCCAUCUUUCAGAAGGUGCACUGUGAAGGUGCGAGACCAUGCAAAAUAAAGACUCUGAGGAGCACAAGUGAGGACAGCUAAAAAAAAAAGGAUGGAAACUAUGCUCCUCUGAGCCAGCAACCUUAGCCAAAGACUGUCACAACGAGUGGCACCGAAACCAACUCAAGUCUGAUGAUCAAGUGCCAUCAGAGGACAAGCAUCUCACAUGUCCGGCUAAUGACUUCCAAGGGAUCUUUAGUUUUUUCAUAGUCAAGGACAAGAACCCCGCAUUUUGUUUUUUUUUGGAGCGAAUCCUCCGACAUAGUCCUUGAGGCUACUUGAAGAGCAUCCGACAGACAAAAGUCCACUUGGACUGCGAAGAGUCAUUGCUGAAGGGUUUGGAGUGUAUAUGUAAAAGUUCCGAUCACUUUCAACAGACCCCCCCCCCCCCCUUUUUUUUUUUUUGGAAAGGAUAUAGAGAUUUGAAGAUCGCAACGUUGAGUCCCCGCCACAUGUACCCUUCACCCAUCAGAAGAAUGGAAGACAGACCUCUCAGGAUCUUGGUUCUAGUUGCUUUCUCUAUUAGUGGUUUACUAUCGUCAGUGGAUGCCAAAGGGACGUAUUACCCACCUCCGGCCAACGGAAGGUUCAUCCACAGCUUGUAUACCUCGGGUCCUCAACCUCAAACUUACGGCAAGCCCAUCACCAAGCACAGGAAUUAUUGUGUGUAUGUCGUGGAGAAGAAUGUGACUUGCACUCUGCAGGAUGGCACCGAACCCUACGUCAAAGCCGAGUACCUCAAGUGCAGUUGGGGACCCAAGUGCCCGGGGACCGUAGUGUAUAGGACUCUGUUCAGACCCAAGUACAAGAUUGGAUACAAGGUAGUGACCGAACUACAGUGGCGCUGUUGUCCUGGACAUUCAGGAGACUCAUGCCAAGAUGGACCUCCUGUCCAUCAAGGAUACCUUCCACCCUAUAUGGUACCCAAAGCUUCUCCAGGGCAGAAGAUGUUCCCUCCACCCAAGACUCCACCUACCUAUUCCAAGUUGCAGCCAGAAACUCUUCCUGAACCGCCAGCAUCACCCAAGAAGACUGGCUAUGGAAGAAAAUUGGCCCCCGUAUUUGGAGAACGUCUGGAUCGAGUGGAAGAAGAGGUCAGACGGCUGUCUCAGGCUUAUGACACCCUCCAGGGGGUGGUGAGCGGUCUGGGAGACUCUUUACGCCUUGCCAUCCAGGAAGACACCAACAAGAUGAUUGGCUCACUAGUGAGUGGGCCCAGUUCUUCCUCACAGGCCUCCAUUGGCUUUGGGAUGAUUCCUGAUGCUUUGGCUGAGGCCCCACAUGUCCCUGGGGACAUAUCUGGGAAAGUAGCUGAGGUGAGUGAGAUGCUCCGAUCAAAGUCAGAGCUUCUGGAAGAGGUGAAUGGGAUGGUCAUGGGCCACGAAGCACAACUCCAGCAUCUACUAGAAGCUGCAAGGCCAUCUCCACUUACAUCCAAUGAAAUGUUAGAGCAAUAUUUGGAGGAAAAGUUGGCCGAGGCUCAGGCAAAGCUAAUGGAUGGAAUAGAGGCUCGGCUGCAGAAGAUCCAAGGUAGCUGUGAUGUUAAAGUGCAGGCCGUGCAAAAACAAUGCCAAGAUGCUGAGCAGGCAGCAGGUCAUAGAAUGCAACAGGAAAUGGAUGGGCGAGAAGUAGCGAUGAGGAGUGAGAUAUUAGGACUGACUGCCAAAGUACAGGGAAUGAGUGCGCCUGAAGGCUGCUGCGGGCGCCUGGAGGAACUUAGCAGACGUGUAGAGGAACUGGAACGUAGCAUGCGCCAGUUUACUGAAGACCACCAUGCCCUGAGCCAGAAAGUGGAUGUAGAGUUCACAAGGCUUAUGCUGGAACCACACAUUGGAGCGAGACUGGAUGAAGUGGAGAGCAGAAUCAACUAUACAGAAGAAGGCGUUAGAAGAUGUUGUCAAGAAGGAGAAGAAAGAGGCCAUAUAUUAGCCGAGCUUGAUGGGGUGAGGGCCUCUGUGGAUGACAAAGUUAGAGUCUUGGAAGAGAGGCUGCUGACAGCUGUUGGAGAGCUCACCAAUGUCUCUACUCCACUAGCACUGGAUGGAGCAGUGAUGCCACUGUUGGACGCCCAUUUAUCAGGCUUGAGGAAAGAGGGUCUUGAAAACUUGGAAGGAGUCCAGAGUCGACUGGCAGCUGUGGAAGAAUUGUGUGCUGCUGGAUGCUCCACCUCGGAAGGAGAAUCUCUCAUUGAGGUCCACACUGAGCUUUCGAAAUACCAAAAGCAGAACGAGGAUGUCCAAAAACAGCUUGGCUACCUCAACAACACCAUUCUGGGCAUCAAGAGGCAAUUUGAAAGACAAAAGGAAGAGGCGUUACAAGGAGAGAUCACUCUACUGCAAGUUAACUUAAGGAGUGUUGGACGCUCUGUGCAUGGUCUGGAAGAGACUGUAAGUAGAUAUGCAGACACUGUAGCCCAAGUCAACUCUACUGCAGAGGAACGUGGAACCCGACUAACCGAGGAGCUGCUGACCGUUCAAGGCCAAAUAGACGGACAAGGCUCUGAAAUCCGCACCAGCCGAUCACAGCUUUUAGGCUUGCGAGGGGACAUGGAGAGAUUGAAAGCACGGCUGGCGGGACAGAUGGGUACUUGUCAGUCCUUGGCUCGUGAACUUCAAGGGGAGAUGUCCAAGGUGGAACAUAGGAUGGCCCAGGUGGAAGGGUCUUGUGGGACUCAAGAAACAAGUUUGCUUGGCUACCUGGACCAGUUUAACAGCACGCUAGUGUCCCAUGAGCAGGGUCUGGAAAUCCUCAGACACGAGCUAACUAAAAUAAACCAUCAGGUACCAAGACUGGACCUACCGCCCAUCACAGAAGAAACUCCAGGAAGGAAAUAACAGUGUGGGAAAACUUCUUCAAACACAGUGACAAACCAUUGCUAUAAACUGGAAAUCAAAGUGCCCAAGUGGCAGAACAGGAGGGGACCUUUAAAAAAAAAAAAAAAAAAAAAUCAAACAAACUUAUGUUCCUGAUUUUGGGGCAGCUAAGCCACUUUGGGAGGGUAAAUUCACAUUGCCGGUUGGUUGUAUAAGAUUACGUAUAUGGCAAUGCAGGGAUAUGUAUGGUGCUAGGGCAUUAUUAAUAUACCAUGGACUAGAUUUUAAUAAUUUAUAUAUUUCAUUCUCUUCCUAUCUGUUACCUAUUAUGCACUGCAAGGGUAUGGAAGACCUUAUUAGAUAACUCUUCUGCGAGAAGCAACCCUGUCUCUGCAAAAAACAACAACAAAAAAGUCCCUUCAAAUGUGCAAGAAGAACCAAAUUCUAUUACUGACUGUAAAAAGCAGAAAACAAGAGGUAUUAAAAGGUAAAAAAAAUAUCGACAACCAUCAGUCUCAAAUACUUGGGUACCAGUAGACCAGCCUCCUGAAACGAGGCACAAUGCAGUCACUGAUUCAUCUCCUUUUGCUUUGUUAGUGUUGCACGUACGCCUCCUACUGGAUAUUUUCAUGAAUUACAUUGCAGCAAACUAAUUCUGUUUGUCAUGGGUUAAAAGAGGAUGAUCCAUGAGUGAAAAGAUGUAGCAAAUGUCCUAAUAUAUAUAUAUAUAUAUAUAUAUAUAUAUAUAUACACACAUUUUUUUUUAAAAAGGACUUGGACCAGCAGCGUUAGUCCAGUGAUCACCCGCCAACCUUUGGGCUACCAGCAGUGAUGCGCCAUUCAGAUAUGUGACCACUUAUGUGCUAUACUUAGUGGCAUCACUGUUGACAGCUGUCAGGUGAUGUCUGAUUGCAUAUUAUAACUGGCAGCCUCAAAACCAGUGUUUCUUAACCAGUGUGCCUUCAACUGUUGCAAAACUACAAUUACCAGCAUAUCUGGACAGCCAAAGACGGUAGUUGUAGUUUUGCAACAGCUGGAGGCACAUUAGUUGGGAAACACUUCUCUGGAUCAGCGGGGGGACUGAAGAGGUGUGUACUGUUUUUUCGGAAGGGUUUACGUCUUUUUGUGACUGCUAGAUCGCUCUUAAGCACAUAAAACAUCAAUUAAAGUUGAAAAAGUUUGCAAUAUAUUUUCGGUAAUAAUUUCUUGAAAUUUUCAAAAUUCCUGCUCGCAGGGAUUACAUUUUUUUUUUUCCAGUGGAUUAAAACCACUUCUAGUCCUGGAAGUACACAGUAAACAUUUUCAUUCAAUGACUGUAAGCAGAGGUCUUGAUAAGGAGAGUAUAUUGGAAAACUGAAAUGUUUAAAUUCUUUUUUUUUUUGCUUACAUUGUAAAGCAGGGUGUUCUGAAUUCUGCACCCCAUUAUGUACACAGGAGUUAACAAGGCCUGUAGGUCCUGGGGGCUGAACAUAGUGACAUUAGGUGCACAUAGCCAUUCUGUGCGUACAAGAAGCCCUACCGGCCAUAGGGUGCAGACAAGAAGCCCAAACAGCCAUAAGCUGCGUACAGAAAGCCAUACCAGCCAUAGGGUGCGGACAGGAAGCCCUACCAGCCAUAGAGUGCAUACUAGAAGCCCUACCAGCCAUAGAGUACGUACAAGAAGCUGUACCAGCCAUAGAGUGCAUACAAGAAGCUGUACCAGCCAUAGAGUACGUACAAGAAGCUGUACCAGCCAUAGAGUGCAUACAAGAAACUGUACUAGCCAUAGAGUGCAUACAAGAAGCUGUACCAGCCAAAAGGGCAUACAAGAAGCUGUACCAGCCAUAGAGUGCAUACGAGAAGCUGUACCAGCCAUAGAGUACGUACAAGAAGCUGUACCAGCCAUAGAGUGCAUACAAGAAGCUGUACCAGACAUAGAGUGCAUACAAGAAGCUGUACCAGCCAUAGAGUGCAUACAAGAAGCUGUACCAGCCAUAGAGUGCAUACAGGAAGCUGUACCAGCCACGGGGAGGCAAUCUAUUGACAGUUCCACUUGCUGCUUUGUAAAAUGGGCUUAUCCCACCUUUCCAGCCCGGUGUUACAGGUGUUAUCUCAAGAUCAAAAGUUAUUCCAUGUCCACAGGAUAGGAAAUGAUUUGCUAAAUGGUGGGCGUGCGAUCCGGUAAAUGGAACAGCAACAAAGCACUGAGCUCAGCAAUGGAUUCUCUUGAGUGCUACCGAUCCAUUUAUUUAGGAGACAGUUGACCUUCAUUCUCGAAACUGCUGGGGGUCCCAGAGGUCAGACUCCCACCAAUCAGCUAGUUAUCCAUAUCAUGGAUAGAGGAUAACCCUUUUAAGUCACCAGUGUGGUUACAAAAGCUUUUACCCCAUGUUUGCCUCUCCAGUUCUGUUUCGCUUCUUUUUCUACAUACUACUUUUGUACUGUUUUGUGUGGUUCCCCCAUUCUAUUGAAAAUUGUCAUUCAGGUCAAUGGAAUAACUGGUAAGAACACCCUAAGAAAAUAUAAAGGACUGGGACUAGAUGUGCUAAAUCUCUUGCACUUGUGACUUUUCCUUCAAGUAGAAUAUUGAAAUGGAGUAACUGGAAUAUUGUUUUUCACAUACUUUUAGGAUAAUUGGGUUUCACAUACUUUUAGGAUAAUUGGGUUUCACAUGCUUUUAUUGUCAGAAAAGAUCUUAUUAGUAAUGCAGACUGAGAUUAAGACAGUGACUGCUACAAAUCUGUGAAUGACACUAUCUUCUAUCGAUCAUUUAACCAUCUUUCCCAACCCAACUAACCCAUUUAGAUACAUAUUAAGACUGGUUUAAGACUGGAAUGACAAGCCUGUUUUUUGCCAAGGAGAAAAGUGAUAGGUUACUGUCAGAAACUUGAGACAGAGGUAAGGUAUGUUGGAAUCCAACAUGCCCGAUCCAUUUUAUUUCCUCAACAACAAGCAACGUCAAUGGAGACAGCAUACCAGUCUGUGUUAGACCACAAUAACCUACGCCUAAAAGGUACAUUUGACACUAAAUUGGGGGAAAAUGGGGGUGAAAUUUUUUUUUAUUUUAAAUCAACUGGUGCCAGAAAGUUACAGAUUUGUAAAUUACUUCUAUUUGAAAAUCUUAACCCUUCCAGUACUUAUCAGCUGCUGUAUAGUGUAGAGGAAGUUCUUUCCUUUUUGAAUUUCUUUUCUGUCUGACCACAGUGCUCUCUGCUGACACCUCUGUCCAUUUUAGGAACUGUCCAGAGUAGGAGCAAAUCCCUAUAGGGUUAAGAUUUUUACAUAGAAGUAAUUUACAAAUCUGUUUAACUUUCUGGCACCAGUUGAUUUAAAAAAAUAAAAUAAAAUAAUUUCACCAGAGUACCCCUUUAAAGGGGUACUCCGCUGCUCAGCAUUUGGAAC
Molecule: messenger RNA, 6557 nt
Organism: Hyla sarda
Lineage: Eukaryota; Metazoa; Chordata; Amphibia; Anura; Hylidae
Gene: EMILIN3
Product: elastin microfibril interfacer 3
Exons: 4
Coding region: 816-3197 (793 amino acids)
Cellular component (GO): extracellular matrix
Molecular function (GO): protein binding
Source: RefSeq, a predicted model, not a curated record